GCUGAUGUGUUGUUGAAUCUUGGCAAGAUGUCGGGCCACGAUCAGCUGGUCCACUGUUUGUGUGAAUUAACAAGGCUGCUGUGGAAGCUGCUGCUGCCCCUGGUGUUUCUGUGUGUGCUGCUGAUCGCCGUCCUGGUCCUGCUGGUGCUGGCAGUGCGUCUCUGGCUUCAGAGCAGCAGGAACGCCCGGCGGGCGAGGGACGGCAGUCCCACGGUGGCCUUCUUCCACCCGUACUGCAACGCUGGCGGCGGGGGGGAGAGGGUGCUCUGGUGUGCUAUCAGAGCCCUACAGAACAGGUACGUGGACAUCAACUUUGUGGUGUACACGGGGGACCUGGGUGUAACGGGUCAGCAGAUUCUGGACGGGGCGCGGCGGCGUUUCAACAUCAUGCUCCCCCGGCCGGUCCAGUUCGUGUUCCUGAGGCACCGGCUGCUCGUGGAGCCCGGCCUGUUUCCUCACUUCACCCUGCUGGGACAGAGCGUGGGCUCCAUCUUCCUGGGAUGGGAGGCGCUGACAGAGUUUGUCCCAGACCUUUACAUCGACUCAAUGGGCUACGCGUUCACUCUGCCCCUGUUCCGUUACUUGGGAGGCUGCAGUGUGGGUAGUUAUGUUCACUACCCCACCAUCAGCACGGACAUGCUGUCUGUCGUGAGAGAGAGGAACCCCAGGUUCAACAACCCAGAUUACGUCUCCAACAGUCUGUUCCUGAGCGCCUUCAAGGUGGUCUACUACUGUCUGUUUGCCCUGCUCUACGGCAUGGCCGGAUCCUGCAGCGACCUCAUCAUGGUCAACUCCUCCUGGACCCUCGAUCACAUCCUGUCACUGUGGCGCGCUCCCAACCGCACCAGUGUGGUCUACCCACCCUGUGACGUCAGCGCGUUCCUAGACGUCCCGCUAGAAGAGGACGGGGACAGGAAGUGCCACACUAUCGUUUCCAUAGGGCAGUUCAGGCCGGAGAAGGACCACCGGCUGCAGAUCAGAGCUUUCAGAAAGGUGUUAGACAGGAGGAGGGAGGGGGCUGGGGGAAGGGAGGCACUGAAGCUGGUUCUGAUCGGUGGAUGCAGGAACCAGCAAGACGAGGAUAGGGUGCUCAUGUUGAGGGGGCUGUGCCAGGAGCUGGGUGUGGCCGACAGGGUGGAGUUUAAACUGAAUAUACCCUUCGAGGAGCUGAAGAGAGAGAUGGAAGAAGCCACCGUGGGGCUGCAUACCAUGUGGAACGAACACUUUGGAAUCGGCGUUGUGGAGUGCAUGGCAGCAGGGAAGGUCAUUCUGGCGCACAAGUCUGGCGGCCCCAAGCUGGAUAUUGUAAUACCUUUCGAGGGAGGCCAGACAGGCUUCCUGGCUGAUGACGAGGACAGUUUCGCGGAGGCCAUAGACAGGAUCCUGGCGCUGCCGCCCGCCACCCGGCUGCAGAUCAGACGCAACGCACGUCAGUCUGUGGCUCGCUUCUCAGAUCAGGAGUUUGAAGCCUGCUUCCUCGCCGCCAUGGAGCCUCUGAUGGGAACACUUGAACGAUGAGAGGAAGACUCAUUCUUUGUGUAUGCAUAGUUAACGUGACAGUGGCUGUUUAACACUUUGAGCACCUUUACUUUGAUGCACUUAGGGCUGCAUUUACACUGUAGGACCAGUGACUAAAGGGAUUAUAACUGAUGCACUGAUUAUCACUGAAAGCAUAGAGAUUUGUCCCAAAAGCAGAAAUGAGGCAGUGGACAUUGGAAUCAAUUCAAGACGCCCCCCCAAAAAAUGCAUUAUCACCACAUUCCACUAAGGGAUGUUUCCAGAACACCGCUCAGUGGCUUGUCCUCUCUUUACUGUAUAAAAACCAAGAAAGUUUUGAAUCAUUCUUAAGAAGGUCCGAGUACUGUUUAGAUACAUGGCCCUAUUUCAGACAUGCUUUUAAUCUAAUCCUGUCCAGGCAGCAGUGAAAAUAUCAUCUCUUCUGAGUGAAUCCAGCUGCAGAAAAGCAGGUAGUCCUGUUGGAGUCGUAUCCCUAAAUAUUAGAUUAUCUUGUGAGAUGACCUUUGUUGCAUUUUUACAGCACAUUCCUUUGUCAGUGGUGUCAGUUUAGUAAAAAAGAGACGUAUGGUGGUAAUGGGACUAAAGUUACAAAACAAACAUUUAUUGUUUACAAGAAUUCUCUUCAUGCCUAAAAUGUGAAGUAUUUUUGAUAUCGAUGAUGAAUGUAAUAAACAUGAU
Messenger RNA from Chelmon rostratus (copperband butterflyfish), 2196 nucleotides. It is a transcript of the gene alg11, whose product is annotated as ALG11 alpha-1,2-mannosyltransferase. The record is from RefSeq and is a predicted model, not a curated record. The transcript is spliced from 5 exons. Gene Ontology annotation, biological process: protein N-linked glycosylation. Gene Ontology annotation, cellular component: endoplasmic reticulum membrane. Gene Ontology annotation, molecular function: GDP-Man:Man(3)GlcNAc(2)-PP-Dol alpha-1,2-mannosyltransferase activity. The coding region runs from base 28 to 1518 and encodes 496 amino acids. Lineage: Eukaryota; Metazoa; Chordata; Actinopteri; Chaetodontiformes; Chaetodontidae.